CCUCUCUUUCUCUCUCUCUCCUGCACAAAUCUCCCUCUCCUCUUCUCCAUUUUCACCUCCCAAUGGCCGGCCAUCGCGCAUUUCCGAUAAUACGCCGCCUCAUCUCCCCCUGCCGGAUCCAUUCUCGCUUCUCCAACGCCCGAUCCCUCACCUACAUGCCCAGGCCCGGCGACGGAGAUCCGCGCCCGGUCACUCUUAUUCCCGGAGACGGAAUCGGUCCUCUAGUGACUAACGCGGUGGAGCAAGUGAUGGAGGCGAUGCACGCUCCCGUCUACUUCGAGCGCUACGAUGUCCAUGGCUAUAUGAAGGAGGUUCCUAGAGAGGUAAUGGAGUCUAUUUUCAAGAAUAAAGUGUGUUUGAAAGGCGGAUUAAUGACUCCGGUGGGCGGCGGUGUUAGUUCACUCAAUGUGCAACUCAGGAAGGAGCUCGAUUUGUAUGCCUCGCUUGUUAAUUGUUUCAAUUUCCCUGGAUUGCCUACGCGUCAUGAGAAUGUUGAUAUCGUCGUCAUUAGGGAAAAUACUGAAGGUGAGUACUCUGGCCUCGAGCAUGAGGUCGUUCCUGGCGUCGUUGAGAGCCUCAAGGUGAUCUCAAAGUUCUCCUCAGAACGCAUUGCUAAAUAUGCUUUUGAGUAUGCUUAUCUGAACAAUAGAAAGAAAGUGACGGCAGUGCACAAAGCCAACAUUAUGAAACUUGCAGAUGGUUUGUUUUUGGAGUCUUGCAGGGAGGUGGCGUCCCAAUACCCAAGUAUCCAAUACAAUGAGGUUAUUGUUGACAACUGUUGCAUGCAGCUUGUUUCAAAACCUGCGCAAUUUGAUGUAAUGGUGACUCCCAACCUUUAUGGCAAUCUAGUGGCAAACACUGCAGCUGGUAUUGCUGGAGGCACUGGUCUCAUGCCAGGAGGGAAUGUGGGGUGUGAUCAUGCGAUAUUUGAACAAGGAGCUUCAGCAGGGAAUGUGGGGAAUGAGAAAAUAGUGGAAGGGAAGAAGGCAAACCCAGUUGCUUUGCUGCUUUCAUCGGCAAUGAUGCUGAGGCACCUUCAAUUUCCUUCAUUCGCUGAUAGACUUGAGAAUGCUGUUAAACGUGUGAUACUUGAGCAGAAGUGUAGGACUAAGGAUCUUGGUGGAGACUCCACUACUCAAGACGUUGUUGAUGCUGUUAUUGCCUUUUUGGAUUGAUUCUCUCCUUAACCUCACUCACACACCUUUCAACCAGGUUCUAUUCUAUUUAUUUCAUUCAUUUUAUUUAACUAUAUCAUUUCUUUUUUUAUUUUUAAAAAACCUUGUCAAAUAAUGGAGGUUUUAAUUGAAGUUUUAGGGUGAGAUUAGU
Benincasa hispida (wax gourd) is the source of this 1326-nucleotide messenger RNA. Its product is annotated as isocitrate dehydrogenase [NAD] regulatory subunit 1, mitochondrial-like. Lineage: Eukaryota; Viridiplantae; Streptophyta; Magnoliopsida; Cucurbitales; Cucurbitaceae. Gene Ontology annotation, biological process: isocitrate metabolic process; tricarboxylic acid cycle. Gene Ontology annotation, cellular component: mitochondrion. Gene Ontology annotation, molecular function: isocitrate dehydrogenase (NAD+) activity. The record is from RefSeq and is a predicted model, not a curated record.